AGUGUGGUUCUCUUCGCGCGCGGCUGGUCACAGUGUGUUUUGGAACACCGUCGCCGCUACUAUUGCCGCUGCUGCAGUUGCCGCCGCCGCCGUCGUUCAACACUCACCAGAUAAUCAUCGUCGUUGAACCGCUGGUCUGAACCGCCGUCGGGUUCUUCUGCAGUCCGUCCGCUCUAGCUGUCCGUCUGUUGGUCGUCUGUGGGUCGCCCGGUAACUUGGUGUUGGUUGGUCGUUCGUUCUUUCGGUGCAUCUGACUGCCAGCUUCCUCGCUCGCUGGAGCUGUUCUUUCUUCUGGACUUGUUGUUCUUCCCGUUCCCGCGAUGUGGAUCUUCGUCGUAGCCGCGGCCGUCGCGGCUCUGCUUGGCGAAGGUGUCAACGGCCAGACCUGUCGGAGCGCGGCCGCGCAGCAAUGUAAGGACCGAAUAUUCCAGGUCAUCCAGCAGCACUCGCAAGACUUCACGGGAUCGGACGUCAGCUCCAUCUGUCCCAAUCUCCGCGACAACAUGGCCUGUCUUCUCUGGCAGUCUGCCAACUGUCAAACUCGCGAACAGCAACAACGAUCCGGAGAACACAUUCUCGCCGCCAAAAACUAUCUGGACAGAUUCUGCGAUCUCGACGGAGGUUGGAGAAACAGUCGCUGUUACCAGUAUGACGAGAUCUCUCGCUGUGAGAACACCUUCACACAGAGACGCUCAGGAUCCGAGUCCUGCGACGCCUACAAUCGCUUCAAGGACUGCGUCAAGGAGGUUCUCCACAGACGGUGCUCUCGGUCUGACGAGCAGUCGUUCCCGUCGUUCCUGGUCGAUCGGGCUCGUGAGCUAGCGUGGACUUGUGCCUCCACGUCGUCGAACAACCCGUACGACAGUAAUCGCAACGAUCGAUACGAUUCCAACAACCGAUAUGACAGCCGCUACGAUCAGAAUCGUUACGAUCCCAACAAUCCCAACACCCGCUACAACAACGACCGUACCAACUACAACGAUCGCUACAGCGACCGCUAUAACGACCGUAACAAUGACCGUUAUAGGCCAGGAUACCUCCCAUCCCAAAACACCGACGAUGAAGUCUCUCCCCACCGAGCACCAGAUAACUAUCCCAACAACCUGGCAACCACCUCACCCCGGCCCUAUAACCCUUAUGAUACCAACGACCGUUAUAACACGAACGACAGAUACAAUACAAACGACAGAUACAACAGCACUCGAACAAGUUCCGAUCUCUUCCCGAAUUCGAAUAGGUCUAAUUCAACCUACAACACCAGGGGUGAAUUCUACAGCCGCAAUGAUACGAACGACCCCUACAAUAGAGAUGGUCGCUUCAGUCGAUACAAUGAUACCUAUGACCCCUAUAACCGUAACAACGAUCGCUACGAUAAUAGUAGGUACAACGCGAAUGCGGACCGCCUGAAUACCAACAACGACCGGUACAAUAACGAUCGAUACGGGAACGACCGUUACAACAAUGACCGUUACAACAACGAUCCCUCCAACAACGACCGUUACACCAACAAUCGGUACAACAACGACCGAUAUAACAACGAUAGAUACAAUACUAGGUACAACGAUUCCCUUAACGACCGUUACAAUACCAGGUACAACGAAUCCCUCUACGACCGUACGAGGCAGAACAGCUCGUUCAAUAACGAUAGCCGUUACGGUACGAGAUAUAACGACACCAACGACCCGUACAACAGAUACAACUCUACGCACAACCGAUUCGAUUCUAGAUAUAAUUCCUCGUACGCGGAUCGAUACAACAUGACGAAUCUAGGUGGCUACAACAAUAAUAAUUAUCUUAACAGCAACAACAACAGUAACAACAAUAAUCCAUACAAUCCAGUAUAUCCAGACGCUCGCAACGAUUCGUAUUCUCCAAACCGUUACGGUGGGGUCCGGGGUGGAUAUGGGACGGGUGGAGGAGUGCAGGACGGAAGCGAUUACAACAGGACGCCAUUGGGCCCGCACAGGAUCACGACCACGUCUACGACAGACAGCCCCCAACGUUCUCCUCUAGCCGAUUCCUACUGUCUCUACAAGGCACAGGACUCCAUUCGUGAGUGUGACAGCAAUCACCAGAGGAGACAGUACAGCGCAAGACGUUACCACGCCGACGAGCGCAUUAAGGAGAGUUGCUGCGCCACAAUCGAGUACAAGAACUGCCUCCGACAAUCUCUGAACAAUCACUGCCGCGAAUAUGGUUACAACACCAUCGAGAGCAUCGUGCAGCAGAAGGUCCGCGAUGCCGACAACGAUUGCCGACAGUUCGACUCUUACCGAUGCGCCAGCGGGGCGAGUGCGACCAUGGUCAGCAUGGUCGCCAUCGUCGCAAGCGUUCUUCUUGCAGCCACACGAAUUCUCUAA
Molecule: messenger RNA, 2360 nt
Organism: Galendromus occidentalis (western predatory mite)
Lineage: Eukaryota; Metazoa; Arthropoda; Arachnida; Mesostigmata; Phytoseiidae
Product: probable serine/threonine-protein kinase clkA
Exons: 9
Coding region: 321-2360 (679 amino acids)
Source: RefSeq, a predicted model, not a curated record